Messenger RNA from Trematosphaeria pertusa, 1952 nucleotides. RefSeq lists its product as uncharacterized. The transcript has 2 exons. The coding region runs from base 138 to 1763 and encodes 541 amino acids. NCBI's taxonomy places the organism in Eukaryota, Fungi, Ascomycota, Dothideomycetes, Pleosporales, Trematosphaeriaceae. The record is from RefSeq and is a predicted model, not a curated record.
CUGCACUUUAUCACGCUCAUAUCUUCCUUCACCGACACUGUCCGAAGCCCGCAUCUAGACGUUCGCCCAGACGCUGGCCCAGCAACCAAAGGUGGAUACUCUUUCACUCGACCCUACCCCGCCAUCCUCGACUAAAAAUGUCCUCUCCCGCGAGAGCACCCUCUCUCUUGGGAUCGACUGUACUUGCGCAACCUCAUCUCGAUACGAUCGACUCCGGAUAUUCGUCUGAGCCAAGCGACGCAAAGCCUGUCAUCGCGCCUGGUAGCACGAUGGGUAAGAUCAGCGUGAAGGAAACGCCUGCGAAAGAGCGCGGCCGGAGCGCGAAUAGAGGCCGCACGGAGACACCGGCCACGGGCAAGCAAGCGACACCGCGAGCUACGCCUGUCCCCGAUGGCCCUCGGAAGCAAAAGCCGGUUCUGGGUCGUCCGAACCUAAAGUUGAAGCUCCCCACGCCUGCUUCUACUCCCGCUACGGAGCCGACGGCCGAUGCACCUGCAAGUCGCCUUACUACCAAGCCGCCCACCGCGACAAAGAAGGGUAGAGCUACUUCUCUGGCUGCGGAAGUUGGACCGGCGACUAUCCUCACACUUACGGCGCCGACCGCGGCCACCGUGAAUGCACCCACGGACAGCUUCACGACUGAAGCCCCAGCUACGAACAAGGCGAGUAGGAGGACCGCGGCGCGAAAGAAGGAUGCGGACACUCUGUUUGGCUCCGAGUACGAGGCUCAUAUUCUUGAGGCGUUAAAGGGAGGAAAGGCCAACAAGGUAGAUGACGAGGAAUACAUGCCCAGUUCCCCACCGACUCUUCUAGUAGCACCCGCAGGUAAACGCAAUCCGGGCCAACCAGCGGAACAGGCCACUCCCGCUCGCGUCGUCCGUAGCGACUCCGCAGAAUACGAGAUCCCAUCCUCCUCCACCAUCUCCUCAGAACUUGCGCCGAAGCACGGGCGUGGCCACUUCCCUGCCAACAUUGACCAGUCCAUUUUCGACCUCGCCGACAUUCUGCGCUCGCAGACGGAGAUCCAAGUUGACCUGCCUAACCUGCAAAACGACGCGGACCCGGACAUCGAAGAGCCGUGGACCGCCAAGCACCUUACGCACCUAUAUAUCGUGUGCUACAGUCAAUCCCUCUUUCACGCCUGCGACCUCAUCGCCGAUACCUGGAUCCGCGCGUUCCAGCGCCUCAACACCUCCAAGGAUGCGCGUCACCGCAUCUGGCGCCCUAAUAAGAGCGUCUACGUAGACAAGCAAGCCCCGCAGUGGUACCUCGACAUCCAGGACCCAAUCCUCGCGCUCGACGUCACCGACUUCGACAUGUCGCUCAUCAACUCGCUGUACUACUAUACGCCCAAGAGCUGUGGCGCGCGGCUGCUCUGGGCGGACGCCAUGGCGCUGUGCGGCGACAAGCUUGAGGACAUGAUGGAGCGGACGAAGGAGAAGGGGAAGGAGUGGCAUAAGGAUGCGGUCUGGGACAUUAUGUGCAGUGCGCUGCGCAUGGGCCGGAGGAAGCUGACUAUGAAGAUUGAGGAGUGGACCGAGGGCGCGUGGUGCAAGCGGUAUCACGUGCAUGGGAAGCAUGGGCUGAAGUGCUAUCGCGCCAUGGCCAAGGAUCAGAGGGACGAUCAGGUGCGGGUUGAGCGGCAGGCACGGAAGCGUGGGGCGGAGCAAAUGGAUGGCGAGGGUGGACAGGGUGAGGCGGCUAAGCGGGUCAAGUUCACGAAUAGGGACGUGAGGGAUGGACAAGACUCUGAGGAGGAGUGAUAGGUUAGCCUAUCUUAUACUGGCGUUUGAGGAGGGCGUACCUGGUUCUCAAGGGUUUCUGGAUACCCGGAGCAUCGCUGGCUUAUGGUGGCAAAGACGCUGGCUUCCCAGGCGGCAGACUGAACCGUAGCUUCUCUAGCAACGCUUCCUCUUUUGCCAGCAUUUCCGCUUUCCAGAGGAGAGUCGGGG